CGCGGCAUCAUUGGAGGCGUAGACAACCGCGUCCUCUGGACCAACAAGGACUACCCUUACCGUGCCAUGGGUAGAAUCGCACUCUCCAACGGCGCAAUCUGUAGCGGUGCCUUGAUCGGUUCCCGCCACGUUGUCACAGCACGUCACUGCAUCCCAGAGAAUGGUGCUACUGCCCGUUUUCAGCCCGCCUACGACAAUGGCGAGGCACUCGGCGGCUACGACGUGAUCCGCGUCUUCCGUCCUGACUACGGUCAGGAAGGCUGGUGCGCCAACGCCUACGACUGGGCUAUCUUCGUUCUCGGCGAGAAGGCUGGGUCUACCAACGGCUGGCUUGGGUUGAAGACGGUGAACCCUGAUACUCAGCUCAACCGUGCCAUGUUCUUCCACUACGGGUACCCUGGCGAUAAGGGAGGCCAACAGGCAUACCGUCAAGAGGCUAUCACGGCUUCGUCCGCGACGCUGUGCGAUAGAGGCUCGCCUGUUGUGACUGAUGCCGAUGCUCAAGGCGGACAGUCUGGAGGUCCUUUCUGGAUCAACGAGAACGGAGAUCGGUAUCUCUAUGGUGUCGUUGUCGGAACCAAUGACCAGAUUACGGUUGUUGCCGGUGGCCCGUCUCUGCUUGAGGGCUACGGAAUUUUGCUGAAGGACUACCCU
Messenger RNA from Colletotrichum acutatum, 654 nucleotides. Its product is annotated as trypsin-like cysteine/serine peptidase domain-containing protein. The record is from RefSeq and is a predicted model, not a curated record. The transcript has a single exon. Gene Ontology annotation, molecular function: serine-type endopeptidase activity. Lineage: Eukaryota; Fungi; Ascomycota; Sordariomycetes; Glomerellales; Glomerellaceae. The annotation marks the transcript as partial. Gene Ontology annotation, biological process: proteolysis.